This is a messenger RNA of Vitrella brassicaformis, 2804 nucleotides long. NCBI's taxonomy places the organism in Eukaryota, Vitrellaceae. The record is from the annotation of a GenBank genome assembly.
CUAACUCCAUGCCAGCUGCUGCCAGUCGACCGCUGCCACGUCCUUGGUGAAGCCGUUGUCGAUGCUGGCCGGCAGCCCGUCGUAUCUCGCGGCCUCGUCCAGGAUGGCCCGCUGCACCACCUCACGCAACUCCAGCAGCCGAUGCCCCCUCACGGCGAAGCACUGCAGCUGCGGCACCCGCACCCUCUCGCCGCCCACAUUGGUCGUCCCGCCCACCACCUCCUUAUUGCCCACCACCUGCAGCGAUGCGGCGGCCCUCACGAACCGCGCCAUCGCAGUGUUGACGCGGCGGCCGACCUCAGUCACGUUCUGGACGGGGCGGGGGCUCUGCUCGAGCACCGAUGGGUUGACGAAGGACGACGCCACGCGCCAUGCGAUGGCCGACAUGUCCUGGUUGGCGAAGGGCAUGUAGUCGUCUUGCCAGGAGGGCUCCGGGUCGACGUGUGGGGGGAGGGGGGGAGGAGGCACCGAGCGGCGGGAUGGGUCGAAUGAGAGGAAGGCGGCCUUGAGCCGCUGGGCGGUGGCAUUGUGGAGUGCCUCUGUCAGCGCGUCGGCCAUCUCGCGCUGAGGUCGCAGGGCGGCGUUGACGGCAGCCAUGACGUCAUCCGGCAUCUCGUUGAGCACUGUCGCGUACUCGGGCAGCACCAGCUGGCGACGACGGUGGUGUCGCUCUGUGGCUGUGGGCAUGAGGGCGAUGUCAGCGCCCGCCUGGAGGAGCACACGGAUGGUGGUCCUGAUGCGGGGGAUCCGGAUGCUGAGCCGAUCCCUCUCGGCCUGCCCCGUGUUGUUGUCUUGCAGCCGCUGCGUGUCGUCAUCGAGUCGCUUGGCAGCGACAGUGAGAGGUGUGAGGGUGGAGAGGUUCGGCAGGCCUCUGUUGAUGUCGGCAGCGGGGAGGCGCCGGCAGAGAGACGCAGCGACACAGUGGAAACCCCAGUUUGCCACCCGAUGCAGUGGCGUCCAACCAAGAAUGCCUGUCGCCGUGAUGUCCGCCCCGUUGGUGAUCAGCAGGCCGAUGUAGCUCUCGAUAAACUGCUGGGACCAGACGGGAGGGGUCAGGGCCGCCCAAUGCAGCGGACUGGUGCCAUGGUUCGCAUCGGUCUCGGUUGCGAGUGUGCUGUCCCGCUGGAUGAGCUGCCGGUAGAUGGACAGCAGCGUGGCCUCGUGAGCCUCAGUCGGCUGGUCCGUCGGCAAUGUGAAAGGCAGCUCCAUCACCCGACGCCCCCGCAGCUGGAUGCCUGGAACAGACAGACAGACAGACAGACAUAGAAUCGAACAUCAUGGUGUGUGUUACGUGUCGUGAGUGCUGUGAAUGGGUGCGUACCUGGCUGGCCCAUCAGGAGGCCGAAGGCGGCCCGGUUGCACGAGGCGAUAGCCACUCGGAUGGGCCUAGAGAACCCCCUACCUGCGUUGAUGUCCGCCCCUCUUUCGAUGAGGGCCUUCAUGAUGGCGAGCUGGAGCGUGGUGUCCUCCCACAUGGGCAAAACGACGGGACAGUAGUCAUCGCCGUCGGCUGCCCAGAUGGACGGCACGCUGUUGUCCGUAAGAUUGUCGAUGCACAGCGACAUCAGCGGACAGGUCCAGUAGCCACCCGUGCUGCCCGCCGCCCGCAGCAGUGUCUCCACAUUGGGGUCGGCUCCCUGCUGCUGGAUCAUGUCCGUCAUCUGCUGUGCGUCAGUGACGGUGCGGCGGAUGAUGGCCUUGGACAGCCGACUGCUGGCGACACUGGUGCCACAAGGGAAGCGGGCGUCAACGACCUCCUCCUUCAAGCUCUUCCAGCCAGGUGGUAGCGGUGGACCUGUGGCACAGCGUCCACAGGGGAGGGUGGUAUCUGUGUUGGUGGUGGGUGAUUUGUUCACCGACCUCUAUCCUGUCGGUCCUGCUCGCUGCCCUGCUGCCCACCAGAGGCACCAACACCAGCUCCACCAACACCACUGCUGACGCCCCCUCCGAGACGGGGCGGUUGCGGUGGGCGAAGACCAGUGGAUGAAGGCACGCCAACACCAGCAGCAGCAGGAAGGGCAGCGGGGGGGUUCUGCACACACCAUACACAACAAAACACAGCCAUGCCACCUGUGGGUUAGUCAGCCAUCAUCGUGCUGUGGUGCUGACUGAGGGACAGAGGAGGCAUGCAAUCACCUGUGGCUGUUGGCCAUUGGGCAGUUUGGCGGCAGGUUGGUUUGUCUGGCCGUCUCCCCUGGCCCUCUUGUGCUCCUCACGCUCCAGAGGAGAGCCGGCACGCUUCACAACACCUACACCUUCACACACACACACACACACACACGACCCAGACCAUGAUGACGAGCUGCAGCAGCCCGGCUGCUGUGCAUUCAUUGACUACCCGUGUAGCUAGAUGCCGAUGCUGCCGAUGCUGCUGCUGCUGCUGCUGCUUUGUGGCCCACCCGCCACGCUUGCCGUGAGAUGAAUGACCUGCCGUUUGCCGCGGCGGAACAGCCGAUGACACACACAGGUAGGGGAGAGUGGGUGAGGGUGUCUGUCUGUCUGUCGCGGUGCUCUUGUGUGUUGGCGUACCGGUGAUGGCAUGUGAGAGGGCUUUGUCAUGGAGGCGUUGUUCCUCUGCCUCAUGACGACAUUGCUCACCGCACCAUCGCCCGCACGGUCCUCCUGGUGCUCCUCCACAUCCACUGGCCGCCGCUCGUCACCGCCGCCACGUUGCUCUGCACGCUCUAGAUCGUCUGCACACACGAUGCUUGGCGAUGUUGCGAUGUGUGUGAUGUGCUGCAUCUGUCUGAGCUGAGUGUACCUUCAUCGCCAUCGUCACCGUCCGCCGGGCCAGCAGAGGCCAU